This is a messenger RNA of Exophiala oligosperma, 2255 nucleotides long. RefSeq lists its product as uncharacterized. The record is from RefSeq and is a predicted model, not a curated record. Lineage: Eukaryota; Fungi; Ascomycota; Eurotiomycetes; Chaetothyriales; Herpotrichiellaceae. Gene Ontology annotation, molecular function: metalloaminopeptidase activity. Bases 79 to 2055 code for a protein of 658 amino acids. The transcript has 2 exons.
AAUACAGCCAAUAAGGAAUAUUGGCACACGUCCUCAUAGAGUGAUCAUUCACCGUUUCCCUAUCGCAGUAUCACUUCGAUGCGUUGGUCAUUACUUCGUUUGCCUGCUUUACUUCGCCGCUCGUCGAGCCGAGUUCAACCUCCAUCACCCUUGCAGUCCGUACGCUCCUUCUCAUUCUCCAGUUCCCUACGAAGCGUCGACAUGGAAACAGUAGACACCACCAAGCGGUUGGCACAUCUGCGCGACCUGAUGCGCCAGCACAAAGUCGACGUUUAUAUCGUUCCUUCGGAAGACAGCCAUCAAUCAGAAUACAUAGCCCCGUGCGACGCAAGAAGGGAAUAUAUUUGUGGCUUCACAGGGUCGGCGGGCACUGCUGUGAUCACACUAGACAAAGCUGCUCUAGCUACAGACGGGCGAUAUUUUAAUCAGGCUUCCAAACAGCUUGAUACCAACUGGUCAUUACUGAAGCAAGGCCUGGAAGAUGUUCCUACUUGGCAGGAAUGGACCAUAGAGCAGGCCUCAGGCGGAAAGACAGUAGGAGUUGAUCCAACGGUCAUUACUGCAGUAGACGCUCGAAAAUUGAGUGAAGAGCUCAAGAAGAAGUCACACGCAAGCCUGGUAGGGGUAUCAGACAACCUGAUCGAUAAGCUCUGGAACGACAGACCAGCCAGGCCGACCGGGAAGGUCAUUGUACUCGACGAAAAGUACGCAGGCAAAUCGUUCAAGGAGAAGUUGGAGGAUCUACGGAAGGAGCUCAAGAAGAAAAAGGCUGCUGGCAUGGUCGUGUCGAUGCUGGACGAAGUGGCAUGGCUGUUCAACCUUCGUGGAAGUGACAUUCCUUAUAAUCCUGUCUUCUUUUCUUACGCCGCCGUCACCCACGAUUCCGCGACUUUGUAUGUUGAUUCGAGUAAGUUGGGGUCAGAAGUCAAGGAGUAUCUGGUCGGAUCUGUCGAGAUUAAGCCGUACAACGCUCUCUUUGACGAUCUCGCAAGCCUGUCUGAAGCAGCAUCCAGUGCUGUGCAGCAAGAUGGAGACGCCCAAGCCCACGACCCCAAGCUGUUGUUAUCUAAUAGGUCAUCCUGGGCCCUGUAUUUGGGGUUGGGCGGCGAAGAAAAGGUCGAAGAAGGUCGUAGUCCUCUCUCCGAUGCCAAAGCCGUCAAGAAUGAGACUGAGCUGGAAGGGAUGCGGCAAUGCCACAUUCGAGACGGAGCGGCGCUUAUCGAAUAUUUCGCGUGGCUGGAACACGAGCUGCUCGGCGGUGCAUGGGUCGAUGAAGUUCAGGGUGCAGAUAAACUUCUAGAGAUUCGAUCAAAGGGCGAGCGUUUUAUGGGACUGUCUUUCGACACCAUCUCUUCGACGGGCCCCAAUGCUGCCGUUAUUCACUACAGCCCCGAGCGCGGCAACUGCUCUGUCAUUGACCCCCAACAAAUCUAUCUGUGUGACUCAGGCGCUCAGUAUCUUGACGGAACCACUGACACCACCCGGACAUUACAUUUCGGCGCACCUACCGAGAUGGAAGUCAAGUCGUACACCCUCGUAUUGAAGGGUCUCAUAUCUCUUGAUAGGGCUGUUUUCCCGAAAGGGACGACCGGUUUUGGGAUUGAUGCGCUUGCUCGGCAACACCUGUGGCGCGAAGGAUUAGAUUACAGACACGGUACCGGACAUGGUGUGGGAUCCUUCCUCAAUGUCCACGAAGGACCUAUCGGCAUCGGUACCCGCGCCGCUUAUUCGGAGGUGUCGAUAAGUAUUGGCAACGUUAUUUCCGACGAGCCAGGAUAUUAUGAAGAUGGCAAGUUUGGAAUUCGGAUAGAAAACAUGAUCAUGGCGCGAGAGGCCAAGACGAAUCACAAGUUUGGGGAUAAACCCUGGAUCGGAUUCGAGCACGUUACGAUGGUCCCAAUGUGCAGGAAAUUGAUCGACCCAACGAUGCUGGACCCAGAGGAACGAGAUUGGCUCAAUGAUUAUCAUAAGGAAGUGUGGGAGAAGACGAGUGGCUUCUUCAAAGAUGACGACCGGACGACACGUUGGCUAAAGAGGGAGACGGCGUCGAUAUGAUAAGCGGACCAUAGACGGGCUGCGAGCUGGAAAUCUGUCAAGUCACGCAUUGAUAACAGGGAAUUGCUCAAAGUCGUGGCGAGAUAUCUUUAAACUUCUAGACGGCAUGACAGAUUAUACUUGCAUCGUCUAGAGCUCUCGAGCAAGGGUCUAGUUUCGAUCCGCUUGAAUCAUUUUACCCGUGAACAUCGGUAAAGAAC